CAUGAACCUGCCCCCGGACAAAGCCCGGCUCCUGCGGCAGUACGACAACGAGAAGAAGUGGGACCUCAUCUGUGACCAGGAGCGGUUCCAGGUGAAGAGCCCCCCCCACGCCUAUAUCCAGAAGCUGCAGAGCUUCUUGGACCCCGGUGUCACGCGGAAGAAGUUCAGGAGGAGGGUGCAGGAGUCGACCAAGGUCCUGCGUGAGCUGGAGAUCAGCCUGAGGACGAACCACAUCGGGUGGGUGCGCGAGUUCCUCAACGAUGAGAACAAGGGGCUGGACGUGCUGGUGAACUACCUGUCCUUCGCUCAGUGCGCCGUCAUGUUUGAUUUUGAGGGCCUGGAAGGCGGCGAGGACGGCGCGCUGGAGAAGCUGAGAGCCUGGAGCAGAUCCAUUGAGGAUCUGCAGCACCCCAGUGCCCUGCCUGCCCCCUUUGCCAGCAGCCUGGCCCGCUCUGCCCGCCAGACCGCCCUACGCUACGGGACGCUGCCGAGCCGCAAGGCGCUGAAGAACUCGCGCCUGGUGAGCCAGAAGGACGACGUCCACCUCUGCAUCAUGUGCCUGCGGGCCAUCAUGAACUACCAGUACGGCUUCAACCUGGUCAUGUCCCAUCCCCACGCCGUCAACGAGAUCGCCCUGAGCCUCAACAACAAGAACCCCAGGACCAAGGCGCUGGUGCUGGAGCUGCUGGCGGCCGUGUGCCUGGUGAGGGGCGGCCACGAGAUCAUCCUGUCGGCCUUCGACAACUUCAAGGAGGUGUGCAAGGAGAAGCACCGCUUCGAGCGACUCAUGGACUACUUCCGCAACGAGGACAGCAGCAUCGACUUCAUGGUGGCCUGCAUGCAGUUCAUCAACAUCGUGGUGCACUCCGUGGAGGACAUGAACUUCCGCGUGCACCUCCAGUACGAGUUUACCAAGCUGGGGCUCGAGGAGUUCCUACAGAAGUCGAGGCACACGGAGAGCGAGAAGCUGCAGGUGCAGAUCCAGGCGUACCUGGACAACGUCUUCGACGUCGGGGGGCUGCUGGAGGAUGCCGAGACCAAGAACGUGGCCCUGGAGAAGGUGGAGGAGCUGGAGGAGCACCUGUCCCACCUGACGGAGAAGCUGCUGGACCUGGAGAACGAGAACAUGAUGCGGGUGGCGGAGCUGGAGAAGCAGCUGCUGCAGCGGGAGAAGGAGCUGGAGGUGGUCAAGGAGACCUACGAGCACACGAGCCACCAGGUGCACACGCUGCGGCGGAUGAUCAAGGAGAAGGACGAGGCUUUCCGGCGGCGCUACGGCUCCGAGCCGCCCCCCGUCCUGGGCGCCGAGCCCCCCCCCAAGUCCGAGCCCCAAGCUCUGGAUGAGGCCCCGAGGGUCCCCGUCCUGCCUCCCCCGGAGGCUGCGCCCCCCCCGCCGCCCCCGCCACCCCCCUUGCCGCCCCCUGCGCCCCCGCUGCCAGACAAGUGCCCGCCGGCCCCGCCGCUGCCCGGGGCUUCGCCCUCCAUCGCCCUCACCGUUGGGCUCUCGGCCAUCCGGAUCAAGAAGCCCAUCAAGACCAAAUUCCGGCUGCCCGUCUUCAACUGGACGGCGCUGAAGCCCAACCAGAUCAGCGGGACGGUGUUCAGCGAGCUGGACGACGAGCGGGUGCUGGAGGACCUCGACCUGGAGCGUUUCGAGGAGCUCUUCAAGACCAAGGCCCAGGGCCCGGCGCUCGACCUGGUCUGCGCCAAGAACAAGGCGUCGCACAAAGCCGCCAGCAAGGUGACGCUGCUGGAGGCCAACCGGGCCAAGAACCUGGCCAUCACCCUGCGCAAGGCCGGCCGCGGCACCGAGGAGAUCUGCAGGGCCAUCCACACGUUCGACCUGGCGACGCUGCCGGUGGACUUCGUGGAGUGCCUGAUGCGGUUCCUGCCCACGGAGGCGGAGGUGAAGGCGCUGCGGCAGUACGAGCGGGAGCGCAAGCCGCUGGAGGAGCUGGCGGACGAGGACCGCUUCAUGCUGCAGUUCAGCAAGGUGGAGCGGCUGCCCCAGCGCAUGGCCAUCAUGGCCUUCCUGGGCAACUUCGCUGAGAACCUGCAGAUGCUGACACCGCAGCUCAAUGCCAUCAUCGCGGCCUCGGCCUCCGUCAAGUCCUCGCAGAAGCUGAAGCACAUGUUGGAGAUCAUCUUGGCUUUGGGCAACUACAUGAACAGCAGCAAACGGGGCGCCGUCUACGGCUUCAAGCUGCAGAGCCUGGACUUGCUCCUGGACACCAAGUCGACGGACAGGAAGAUGACGCUGCUGCACUUCAUCGCGCUGACGGUGCGGGAGAAGUACCCCGAGCUGGCCACCUUCUGGCAGGAGCUGCACUUCGUGGAGAAGGCAGCCGCAGUGUCCCUGGAGAACGUGCUGCUGGACGUGAAGGAGCUGGGCCGGGGCAUGGAGCUGCUGCGCCGGGAGUGUGGGCUGCACGAGAACGGCGUCCUGCGGGCGUUCCUGGCCGCCAGCGAGGGCAAGCUGGAGCGGCUGCAGAAGGACGCGCGGACAGCCGAGGACGCCUACAACACGGUGGUGCGGUAUUUCGGCGAGAGCCCCAAGACCACCCCCCCGUCUGUGUUCUUCCCCGUCUUUGUCCGCUUCAUCCGCUCCUACAAGGACGCGGAGCAGGAGAACGAGACGAGGAAGAAGCAGGAGGAGGUGAUGCGGGAGAAGAUGCUGGCGCAGGAGGCGAAGAAGCAGGAGAAGCGCAACAAGUGGCAGCAGCAGGAGCUGAUCGCGGAGCUGCGGCGGCGCCAGGCUAAGGACCACCGCCCCGUCUACGAGGGCAAGGACGGCACCAUCGAGGACAUCAUCACCGCGCUGAAGAGCGUCCCCUUCACGGCCCGCACCGCCAAGCGGGGCUCGCGCUUCUUCUGCGACCCCUCCCACCACGACGAGUCCAGCUGUUAGCCCCCAGCCCGGAGGCGCCGGAUCC
Molecule: messenger RNA, 2933 nt
Organism: Cygnus atratus (black swan)
Lineage: Eukaryota; Metazoa; Chordata; Aves; Anseriformes; Anatidae
Gene: FMNL3
Product: formin like 3
Exons: 26
Coding region: 2-2908 (968 amino acids)
Biological process (GO): regulation of cell shape; cell migration; cortical actin cytoskeleton organization
Cellular component (GO): cytosol
Molecular function (GO): small GTPase binding; actin filament binding
Source: RefSeq, a predicted model, not a curated record